AUGGCACCUCUACCCACCUACCGGGUCGCUGCACCAGACGAGUACCUUGCCUUGACUGGCAUGGGAAUCGACUUGGUCAAGAUCUCGAAAUCAGCAUGGGUCUAUCCAUUCCAACGAUGUACCAGGUUCAGCGUCCAACCCCACGACUAUGCAAUGAAUUUGCAAGCCAUGACGAAGGAGAAACUCCAGUUUCUCCUGCCAGUCGUGUUCACUGUUGGACCUGAUGUCAAUGCACGAGGCGCAAAUGCCAAAACCGGGGUUUCUCAAGGUCAAAAUCACCAGCAGGAGGACCGAGGUGACUCCCUCAUGAAAUACGCCAUGUUGCUUACAGACACAAACGCAAAGGCCAACACGAACACGUUCUUGGAGAACAUCGUCAAGGGUAUUAUCGAAGGAGAAACCCGAGUCCUGGUCUCAAGCAUGACUAUGGAAGAAAUCUUCACUGAGCGUGAAGAGUUCAAGCGUCGCAUCUUCCGCAACAUUCAGAGCGAGCUGGAUCAGUUCGGCCUGAAAAUCUACAACGCCAACGUGAAGGAGCUGCGCGAUGCGCCCAACUCGAACUACUUUGAGUCGCUGGCCCGCAAGGCGCACGAGGGCGCGAUCAACCAGGCACGUAUCGACGUCGCCGAUGCCCAGCAGAAGGGAUCAGUCGGCGAGGCCGAUCGCAGGGGCAGGCAGGAGCGAGAGCUCGCCAAGAUCAACGCCGAGACGGCCGUUCAGAAGACAGAACGUGACGGCGAGAGGGCCUCUGCCGAGGCCAGCCUUGACACGCGCAAGACCACGCUCAAGCGUGACUUGGAUAUCGCCAAGAUCACGGCCACCAGGGCGACCGAGUCCCGGGAUGCCGAGCUGAAGAAAGAGGUCGAGAUCAAGCGCGCCGCGGCCGAGAUGGAGCGGCUGCGUGCCAUCGACGUCGUCAAGGCAUCCAUCGCUCGCGAGGCCAAGCAGCAGGCCGCUGACGCCCGCGCCUAUGAGGUCCAAGUCGACGCCACAGCCCAGCUGAGCAAGACGAACCAGGCUACCGAUGCCGAUGCCUACAAGACGCGUAUCGGGGCUGACGCCGCGAACUACGCCGCCCUCAAGGACGCCGAGGCGAAGCUUCAGGUGCAGAUGAAGGAGGCUGAGGGUUUGACCGCCAUGGCUUCCGCCUACGGCCAGAUGGCGCAAGCCUUUGGUGGUCCCGCCGGCUUGCUCCAAUACAUGAUGAUUGAGAAGGGAACAUACGUGGAGCUGGCCAACGCGAACGCCCACGCCGUCCAGGGCAUGCAGCCCAAGAUCAGUGUGUGGAACACUGGUUCCCAGGCCGGUGGUGAAACUGGUUCCUCGAGCAGCAUCGACACCAUGCGUAACGUCUACCAGAUGCUGCCCCCUCUCAUGCAGACGAUCAACGAUCAGACCGGCAUCACCCUGCCUGAGUGGCAGUUUGGCCGCCUGAACAAUCAGGCAGCGGAGCUUGAGAAGAACAAGGAGAUUGCGAAGACCAACGGAGAUAACUGA
Molecule: messenger RNA, 1497 nt
Organism: Diaporthe amygdali
Lineage: Eukaryota; Fungi; Ascomycota; Sordariomycetes; Diaporthales; Diaporthaceae
Product: flotillin domain-containing protein
Exons: 4
Coding region: 1-1497 (498 amino acids)
Biological process (GO): protein localization to plasma membrane
Cellular component (GO): plasma membrane
Source: RefSeq, a predicted model, not a curated record